AUGGCGCUGCCCAGUCUUCUGCUGAGAUUGAACUGUAAAGAAUACAAGAACUGGAUGAAGGCUGGACUGUGUCUGCAGAUCCUACAGAGCCGCCUGCAGGGCUACAUAGAUUCGGAGAUGCAGAGAUUUCACAGACAGAUCAGUGCAGGGAUUUCCCCAACUGCCAGACACAGAUCUAGAUGUCAGUGCAGGAGUCAAGGGAAGCAGUUCCAGCCUAGCUGUCCUGUGUGUAUGGAGUGGAAGGACCACAUCCUGCAUCAUCAUAACAACAGAAGUGCAGAAAUACACUGGGGGAACUGUAAUCCAUCACUGUGGCCUACAGAUUACUGGGAGGUGGCAAAGGUGUUUUUACCACGUGGGCACACAAAGUCCAAAAGACCCCAUGAAUGUGAUGCUGCCGCUCUCCUCAAUCUAAUCAAUUCUUGUGAUCACUUUCAAGUGUCAAAUAUUUCAAAAGUUAGAGAGGUUAUAAAGUGUAGAAAUGACUUGAUGCACUCCUCUGAUAUGAAGGUUUCCUCUUCUUGGCUGAAUAAUUUUGGACAGAAGAUGCAGGAUUUAAUCUCUGAAUUUAGACAUGUUCCCAACUUUGUAAAUGAAGCUGAUCCAAUACAAGAGGUAUUGUUUAAUACUGUUUCGUUGCUUGGCGAAGAAUGA
Messenger RNA from Staurois parvus, 654 nucleotides. The record is from the annotation of a GenBank genome assembly. NCBI's taxonomy places the organism in Eukaryota, Metazoa, Chordata, Amphibia, Anura, Ranidae.